AGUAGCUCCAUCAACUUCCAACGUCGUCGGUUUUGUCUUGCAUCCAUUUGGAUUCGAACUUCUUGCUCUUUUUCGUCGCAUCGGAGACCACGGCUGAAAAUGAUUUCUGAUACGAAGCAUCUGACAGCAAGUACCACUGCUGAAAAAGAGGCAAAAAGAGCAAAAAGGGAGUCGAAGAAGCAGAAGGAGAAGAAUCAGAAAGCGGCUGAAAAGUCGAACAACGCUCCGGACGGAAUGACCAAUACUGGACGGAGAACUUCUUCAGUUACUGCACAAAUAUCGAGACAAGCAAGACGCUUCUCAACAGCCAUCGCACCGACACUCACCAAAAUUGAAGCAGUUCACAUUCUACAGAAAUUAGAUGAAGUUCGAGUGAAAAUGAAUGAUGUGGCACAGCUACAAGGAGCAAUUGAACACUAUGUGCUUCGAAACUCUGCACAGUUUGAUCCUGUCGAAUUGGAUAUUAUCAACAAAGAAGGUUACAGAAUCAUGCAAGCAAGUGUCUAUCCAGAUGAGAUAAUUCUUCAAGAAGGCAGUAAAAAAAUCUGUGAAAUUACGUUAAUCGACACUGAAGACACAAGUAGCAUGCUUAAAAUCAAGCAUCCGGUUUCUGGAAUGACAGUCUAUGAACUUCGUGAACUCGGUGGAACCAUUCUCAUUCAAACAAACACUGAUGAAUUGAAAGGGGCUCGAGUUAUGACACAGACAUCUGGAUUGAGCAGUUUAUUUUUAAACUGUGGUUGUGCAUUUAGCAAAGAAACGUGGUCAGUGCUGACACAAGACAAGAUUAUGGCAAAUGUUCGACCGAAUCGUUCAUUUUGGUCAGAGAAUGAGAUUAAGAUUCAAUGGGAUCCGAACUGUGAAAACGAACUUCGUCUAAUCUCUCUCGUAUUUGGAAUUGGACAAAUGGUUAGAGUGGCUUUUCCUCAAUUAUUCCACAUUGUCAAAGAAUUCCGCCAACGAAAUCAAUAAUUAAAUCCCUUCCUAUCACGGUUAAUUUCUCAAAUAUCAUUCGUUUUUUCCUUUUUAUGAAGCAGUUGUGCCAAGAAGAUUUUUGUAUGUAUAUUUUAUCAACUGAAAGUCAUCAUAUAUUCUCGGGAGCUUUCUUUUUUUAUCCAUAUAGUCUCUGAUUUACCCAAAAGUAUCUAAGAUCAAAGUGCCUUUCUCAAAAAAUUCUUCAACAAUUUCAAUCAGCGCAAAUAUUCAAAUAUUCUCCAAUCAUAAUUUCAACAAAACGCAAUCAUUUUCUCAUUAUUUUGUAAAAAUUUCGGGGAUUCUUCAUUUUUAAUUGUAUGUCACCAAAUCUUCAUUCUUAAAUAAAUAAUUUGUGAUUUGA
This is a messenger RNA of Caenorhabditis elegans, 1336 nucleotides long. RefSeq names its product Phospholipid scramblase (gene R05G6.1). The coding region runs from base 235 to 972 and encodes 245 amino acids. The transcript is spliced from 7 exons. The record is from RefSeq and is marked reviewed. Lineage: Eukaryota; Metazoa; Nematoda; Chromadorea; Rhabditida; Rhabditidae.